AUGGCCGUGCCCCGUACAAUGCUCUGGAGUAACCCACCUCAGCUGGGACCAAUCACGGGGAUCGAACCGCAACCGCUUCAGCAAACUGCUACAGACGCGCGCGCAGAGGCUUCGCGGGACGCAGCUUUCCCGACGGGCAAACGGGGACAGGAGGCCGCGCACCCGUAUCUCAGCGCGUGGGCGCCUCUGGUUGAGCGGAGCGGAAGUCGCGGGCGUGAGGGGAGCGGAAGUCGCGGGCGUGAGGGGAGCGGAAGUCGCGGGCGUGAGGGCAGCGGAAGCCGCGGGCGGGAUAGUGGCGGAAGCCCAGCAACCUCCCGACUGCUUCCGCUCUUCCCCCUUUCAUCUCCCGCCACGGGUUCUACGCCCCCCCUUCCCGCUUUCCCCGCAGCCCCCGCUGGCGCGACGUCUGCAGCAGCGCCUGUUGCGCUGACAGCGCCGAUGGCGCUAGGGGGUGUUCCCCCGGGCUGGGAAGACUGGGCGGCGAUAGCCCUGAUGGCGGAAUUGGCUGGGGGGAUUGGCAGCGUGCCCGUAGCACCCGCAUUUCCCGCGCAACCUCAGCUUAUAUCGGCUUCGUCAGCGCGAAAAACCGGAGCGGCGGCGGAUGAGUCCGAGCGGAACGUGCAGCGUCGGCGGGGUGGGCGGACUGGUGGCAGAGAGCGCUACGACUUGUGGCAAGGCCGGCGUUUCUUACAGGGUCUCGGUCGUUGUGCGCCUCUGCGCGCGGAGGCGUUCCUUCCGCCACCGCUCCUGGUUCCGCAAGUGAGCAGGGGCUCCAGAGAGGGGAGCAGGGGGACGGGCGCGGAACCAGGGGAGCGGGAAGCGGGAGCUCGAGCAGCAGGGGGAAAGAGCGACGGGUGGGCCAGCGGCGGGCGAGGGGAGGGGGAGUAUGGUCGGUCGUACAUGAUGGAAGGCGGGGGGGGCGGUGGUGGCAUGGGCGGAAGGGCGCUGGCGGAAGGGGAUGGGCAUGGACGUGCGGGCGUUUGGGGGAACGUCUGGGGAGGAGAAAGUGGAGCGGGGCCUGCUGGUGGAAGAGUAGCAGGCGGAACUGCGGAGGCCGGGGGAAGGAGAGAGGUUGGUAGAGACGCAAGCACAGAAAAGUCAAAGCAACAGGAAGCGGCAGCUGGAGGAGCAGGGGGAGCAGGGGGAGCAGGGGAGGCAGGCUGGGGAGGGGAGGCAGGGGGCGGAGGGGAGGCAGGUUGGGGAGAGGAGGCAGGGGGAGCAGGGGGUGGAGUUGCAGGGUCGAAAAUCGCCUGGGUCACGUGUGGAGCGGAGAAAGAGACCUGCGGGGACUCCGCCUGGGGGAACUCCUCCCGCGGGGGACUCCGCCUGUUGGUGCCCCCCUCCCGCGGACUCCGCCUGGGGGGACUCCGGCUGCUGGAACCCCUCUCCCGGGAACUCCGCCUGGGGGACUGGCGCGGCGGUUUGAGGUGCCUAGGCCGGGCGGGUGGCUACAGGGAGAAGUGCAGUGCUGUGGAGAGGGAGGGGAGUGGGAGUGGGGAGAAGGGAAGGGAGGGGAGUGGGAAUGGGAGUGGGGAAAAGGAGGGUGGUGGUUGUGGGAAGAGGGGUGAGGGUGAGAAGGGGGAGAGUGCGAGGGGGGAGAGUGCGAGGGGGGAGAGUGCGUGGGGGGAGUGUGCGAGGGGGAAGGCAGGAGGCGAGUGGGACGCGUUUGUGCUCGAGAUGACACGCGACACCUCGCUCCCGAAAUUCGUUGCAUCCGGUCCGCUUUUGCAAACCACAGUUGCUCUCACUACUCCUCCAACCCCUUCCUCCCCUGCUGCCACCCUGCCCACUACCGCGACCACUACAACUGCCGACCCGUCUCCUGCUGUCCAACUGUUACACAGCACCCAUCGAACCGCUCUCUGUGCCGACCAGGCGGCUCACAGGCGGGCUCGGUGCGGCAGCAGAGGAAAGCAGUUGGCGGAUCGUUUGGGGGGUGGCGUGUCAGAGCAGGUUGUGCUGCAAGCUCUUGUAACUGGCGAAUGUAUAGCCAGAGAGGUUGCUGCUGACGCAGACCACGCAACAGCAUGGAAGGCAACGCCAGUGGUUGAUGCUGCAGCAGCUGGUGGUGGUGGUGGUGGUGGUGCUGCUGCUGCUGCUGCUGCUGCUGCUGCUGCUGCUGCUGCUGAAGUAGGAUUGGCGGUAAUGGCACCGAAACGUACCCAUUCUGCAACAGAGCACGCGUUUCUGCCUGCUUUGGCUGGCGCCUAUGAGCCCAAUGAUGAGACUACAGGGCUGAAUAAGGUCAACGAUCCGUAUGAGCCCGUGCCAUCUGCUGCUGCUGCUGCUGCUGCUGCUGCUGCUGCUGCUGCUGCUGGUGGUCCUGCUGCUGCUCCUGUUGUCCUUGCUGCCGCUUAUGCUGCCCCUCCUGUCACCACUCAGCCCAUAGAGGUGCCAGCGGGCGACAGUGGGGGUUCAGACGAGCAUGCACUGGCAGUGGCAGCGGCAGCAGAGUCAGAAGACCAGCUCUCCGUUCCUGGGCCUCUCGCACUCCCAGGUGCACAGCAGCACGGGCAGCAGCGGCAGCAACGGCAGCUGGGGCAGCAGGGGCUGUGGCGGCCGCAGUUGGGGCUUCAAGGAGGCGAGGGACGGCAAGGGCAGGCGUUUAGAAUGCCAGGGUUCUGGCAGCACAACGCAAGGGGGAGCAGUGAGGGGAGUAGAGGGAAUGGGAGGAGUGGGAGGAGCGGGGGGCAAGGCCUCGGGGAGGGCGAGGGGUGGACCUCGCAGGGGAGUUUCACAGCGGAUGAAGGGGAGGGGGGGAGCAGUGAGUUCGCAACAGGGGAGGAGGAGGGGAGCAGAGGCGGUGCGUUGGCGGAAGGGGUGGAGAGGAGGGGACGAGAGAGGCAGGGGGACGGGGAGAGGGGCGGAGCGGGAGAGGGAGGGAGGCGGAGAGUGGGGAGAGGGAGAGACAGGGGGGGAGAGGAGAGGGAGGAGAGGCAGAGGGAUGUUACAGGCGUUAGAGGCGGAAGGGGCUGGGAAUCGCAGGUGGUGCGUCAGGUGGAAUCGCAGGCGGUGUUGCAGCUGGGUCGUCAGGUGGCAUUCGUGGUGGUGUUUCAGGCGUUUUGGGUGACGGCAGCGGCUUGGGCGGUAAUGGUCUGGGCGGCAGUGGCCUGGGCCGGGCAGUGGUCUGGGCGGCAGUGGCCUGGGCGGCAGUGGCCUAGUUGGUGGCAGCGGCUGGGCGUGGUGACGGAACAGGGCACAGAAGCAUCACAGAUAGAGCCUCCCCCUGCUGGCAUUUGA
This is a messenger RNA of Closterium sp. NIES-65, 3240 nucleotides long. NCBI's taxonomy places the organism in Eukaryota, Viridiplantae, Streptophyta, Zygnematophyceae, Desmidiales, Closteriaceae. The record is from the annotation of a GenBank genome assembly.